Molecule: messenger RNA, 6501 nt
Organism: Procambarus clarkii (red swamp crayfish)
Lineage: Eukaryota; Metazoa; Arthropoda; Malacostraca; Decapoda; Cambaridae
Gene: Usp7
Product: Ubiquitin-specific protease 7
Biological process (GO): protein deubiquitination; regulation of protein stability
Cellular component (GO): nucleus; cytosol
Molecular function (GO): protein binding; cysteine-type deubiquitinase activity
Source: RefSeq, a predicted model, not a curated record
GUCGUUUUAGAAGACUGGUGAAGACAGUGGAGCAGCAGUUGACAAGUCUUGGUGAAUGAAGCUCUCCACCGGUACCCAAUGUAAUUCCCUCUAGGAAUUGUGAACUGGGGUGGUUUGUAAACUGGCCUACAAGUUUGUCGUUGGUUGUGGAACCCUCGCGUCUAUAUGUAUGUGCGGUUGCCCCUGGUGACGGGGGUGGUGGCAAGCUGCAGACAUUGGGCGCAUAGCGAGCAAGCACGCUCUCAAAGUUCCCGUGUCUGGCAAGAACGGGUGUGCUGGUAGUCGUGAUCGCGGCGGCCGUCGAGCCAAUAAGGGUUCUGGAGGAGGAGGAGGGGCAGGAGGAGGAGGAGGACCCCGUGCCGACCUGGUAGGCCCGCCAGCCUCCAACCCCCCACCAGCACCACCCAUCAUGAACCACGUCACAGAGCCCCCCACCCCUGACAAGGACCUCGAGCUAAUGGACACUCAGGAAGAGGAAGUUGCCGAGGAGGGUGGAGGGGAUGGAGGAGGAGAUGGUGGUGGUGGAGGAGGAGGAGGUGGUGGUGGAGGCGGCGUUGGUGGAGGCGUCGGUGGUGGUGGUGGUGGAGGAGGUGGUGGUGGUGGUGGUGGUGGCGGCGGCGGUGGAGGUGGUGGUGGUGGAGUGGUAACCAUAGCUGAGGGCGGUGAAGAAGAACAGAUGAAUGGAGAUACUCAAGAAGUGUCUUCCUCAACAACACCACACGACACCGAGAUGGACGAAGAUGAUGCACGAUCAGAAGCAAAAUUUCAAUACAGAGUUAAAGAUUUUAGCAAGUUGAAAGACACAAUGCUGUCACAUCCGUGCUAUGUUCGUAACUUGCCAUGGAAGAUUAUGGUAAUGCCACGUACAAGUCAGUCUCAAGAUCGUCAACCUCAGCGUUCCCUUGGAUUUUUCUUACAGUGCAAUGGAGAGUCCGAGUCAACAUCUUGGUCUUGCAAUGCUGUGGCUGAAUUGCGUCUCCUUUCUGUACGAGAAGGAAUAACACCAUUUACCCGAAAAAUUCAGCACUUAUUUUACAGUAAAGAAAAUGAUUGGGGCUUUUCACACUUCAUGGCAUGGAAUGAAGUCCUUGAUCUUGAGAAAGGGUACAUCAAAGAUGACACAAUUACAUUAGAGGUGUGGGUGUCUGCGGAUGCUCCACAUGGUGUGUCGUGGGACAGUAAAAAACACACCGGUUAUGUUGGACUCAAGAAUCAGGGCGCCACAUGCUACAUGAACUCGCUCCUUCAAGUUCUGUAUUUUACAAGCCAGCUAAGAAUGGCUGUUUACAAAAUGCCAACUGAAAGUGAUGACUCGACAAAGAGUGUGGCACUAGCACUACAGCGGGUUUUCCAUGAACUCCAGACAAGUGACAAACCAGUCGGCACUAAGAAACUGACAAAAUCUUUUGGUUGGGAGACCUUAGAUUCAUUCAUGCAACAUGAUGCUCAAGAAUUUUUGAGAGUGCUGCUAGACAAAUUAGAAACCAAAAUGAAAGGGACGUGUGUUGAAGGAGUAAUUCCAAGGUUAUUUGAAGGCAAGACAUUGUCUUACUUCAAGUGUAAACAUGUAGACUACACUUCUUCAAGAACAGAGACCUUUUAUGAUAUCCAGCUAAAUAUAAAAGGAAAGAAAGACAUCUACGAAUCCUUUAAGGAUUACGUGAGUGUAGAAACUUUAGAGGGUGACAACAAAUAUGAUGCUGGGGAGCAUGGGCUGCAGGAGGCAGACAAGGGGGUCAUUUUCCAGAGCUUUCCACCUGUGCUUCAUCUUCAUCUGAUGAGAUUCCAGUAUGACCCCAUCACAGACUCCAAUGUUAAAAUAAAUGACAGAUACGAGUUCCCAGAGAAGUUAAACAUGGAUCAAUUCCUACAGAAGCCUGACACAACACCAGCCACAUAUGUUCUCCAUGCAGUCCUGGUUCACUCUGGUGAUAACCAUGGCGGUCAUUAUGUUGUCUUCAUCAACCCUAAAGGCGAUGGGCGGUGGUGUAAAUUUGAUGACGAUGUUGUGUCAAGAUGUAGUAAGCAGGAGGCCAUUGAUCACAAUUUUGGUGGGCAUGAGGAUGAUCUCAACUUGACUGUAAAACACUGUACAAAUGCCUAUAUGCUUGUGUACAUAAGAGAGUCUUGCCUGAGGACUGUUCUGCAGGAAGUAACAGAGGAAGACAUUCCCCAAGAACUUAUUGACCGAUUGCAAGAAGAGAAACGAAUUGAAAUGAUACGUCGCAAGGAGAGAAAUGAAGCACACUUAUAUAUGAAUAUUCAGGUUAUCCUGGAAGACUCAUUUUCUGGUCACCAGGGCAAUGACCUCUAUGAUCCAGAUAAAGCCAAUUAUAGAAUAUUCAAAGUCAAAAAAUCUGCCACGUUACAAGACUUCUUAGAACAAGUUGCAGAGAGCCUUAAAUAUCCUGUGGAACAAAUUCGACCCUGGCCACUAAAUCUUCGGACAAAUCAGACAAACAGACCCACGCUUCUAGACCUUGAAACUGAUCUACACAAACCCCUAUUAGAGAUAAGUGACAACAGUAAUCCUUGGACAGUGUUUAUUGAGACUGUGCCUCCUGAUUCAGGUUUAAAGGCACUGACUGCCUUUGACAAAGAUUCAGAUGUUCUGCUUUUCUUCAAAUAUUACGACCCACGCCAUAAGCGGUUACACUAUUGUGGACACCAUUAUAUGCACAUCUCCUUUAAUGUCCAGGAGUUGGUACCAUUGCUGAAUGAGCGUGCGGGACUGCCACAGGGCACAGAAUUAGCAUUAUUUGAAGAAAUCAAGCCCAAUCUUGUGGAGCGGUUAGCUGAUCUUGACCGGCCAUUGGAAAAGGUGCUUGAUGAGCUGAUGGAUGGAGACAUCAUUGUGUUCCAGCGUGACGACCUUCUUGAUGAUCCCAGCCUUGAGCUUCCGUCCUGCCGUGAUUACUUUAGGGACCUCUUCUUCAGGGUUGAGGUAACUUUCUGUGAUAAGACAGUUCCAACAGACCCAGGGUUUAUUAUGGAAUUGUCUCAAAGGAUGAACUAUGACCAAAUGGCUCGAGCAGUCGCCCACCGUUUAGAUACGGAUCCAUAUCUAUUACAGUUUUUCAAGUCACAGAGUUACCGAGAUGGGCCAGGAAACCCAGUGAGAUGUACCUAUGAAGGAACCCUCAAAGAUAUGCUAGUCUGCAUGAAGCCACGCCACCCCAAGAAGAUAUAUUAUCAGCAGCUUAGUAUUAGAAUUAAUGAACUUGAAAAUAAAAGGCAAUUCAAGAGUAUGUGGCUUGGGGAGAGAAUGAAAGAAGAGCUCGAGUUAGUACUUUAUCCAAAUAAAAAUGGAACAGUAGCUGACCUAUUACAUGAAGCCAGAAAGCAAGUUACGUUAGCAGAAAAUGGUUCCGGUAAAUUAAGGCUUGUUGAUAUUGCGUCAUAUAAAAUUGCCUCUACACCACCUGAGAAUAUGAGCUUGGAAAGCCUCAGUACAGCAGGUACAAGAUCUUAUCGAAUAGAGGAAAUUCCAACAGAGGAGCUCCAUAUUGCAGAUGAUGAAAUGCUAAUACCAGUUGCACAUUUCCACAAAGAAAUAUUUUCAACCUUUGGCGUCCCAUUCCUCUUCAAAAUAAAACAAGGCGAGCUGUUCUCUCACGUUAGAGAUCGUAUACAGAAGAGGUUGGAUGUGCCAGACAAGGAAUUUGAAAAGUAUCGCUUUGCAAUUGUUGUGAUGGCAAGGCCGACGUUUCUUACUGACGACGAGAUAGUGAAUCUGCAAGACUUCAAACCACAUCCAAACCAAGCAGCUUCUACACCUGCAAAACCAUGGUUGGGUCUGGAACACGUCAACAAGGCUCCAAAACGCUCCCGGUACAACUAUCUGGAGAAAGCCAUCAAGAUAUACAACUGAAAGUCAAGUUACUGGAAUGAGAGCAUUUCAUGUGGAGUCAGUAGGAAAGCAGGAAGUGGGUGGUGGCUUCCUUGUUCCUGUGUGUGUUGCUGCUGCUCUGUGCCGUGCCCCACUUACAGUCGGUCUGUCAUCUUUCAACUUUCAUCCUCUAUUAGCAGGUCUUAACAGUGAUCCAGAUAGGCAUAUGCACAUGUGACUGGUAUCAUGUGAUAGACUGCAAUGGUCUGUGUGUGUACAGCACCAGUGUGGAUGACAACGAGGCUAGACAAAACAGUGCUUUGUUUGCCAAAAAAGUGGUACAAGUGGGCAUUGUCGGAGGCUAAGUGUUUUUUUUUUAAUUAUUUAUAUUUUAGAGAGGAAACACUGAAUAGACAAGAAUAUGAGCAUUAUUAUAUGCAUUGUGGAGCAUUGCUGUACAGUUAGUCGCUGAAAAAUGAAAGCAUUUCUUAAUGGUUGUUGUCCGACAUUUUAGAUUGUUUAGGUAUCUGAAUGUGCUUGAAGGCAUUAUUUGACUUAUAGCCACGUUGUUUUAUAAGUCUGUGAUAAGGUAGUAGUAACAAAGGAGGUGGCUGAAGAUGAUACAAUGCAGUGAACAGCUCAAGUGUGAUGCAAACUGCAGCUCACAAGCUUAACUGAUCCCCUAAAAGGAGCAGCAACUUUGCCACCAAACUCCAAGCUGGUGUUACAAGUCGUACCAGGUACUUUUGAUAAAACACAACUUUUCUAGAACCUGAGUUUGUAACCAAAAAAUAGUGGCCUGAAUCAUAAGUAAAGUUAAGGGGCAGUGGUUUACAUAGGGCUUUUAUUGAUUGGUGACUUGUGUACUUGGUGUGUUUUCUGGAGUGGAUAUAUUCUUACCUUGUUUCAAAGCCUAUGAGAUAUACUACUAUACCCUCUCAAGUGUUAUACUAGGGGAAGCUUUAUAUGCAUCCUUCAUGACCUUGUGUAUUGUCAUACCCAGCCAUUUGGCAUUAAAUAAGCUGUUGUAUUCUCACUUGCCAAGAUCUCUGUGACAAAAUGGCACUACCACUAAGUCAUCAAGUUUAUCAUGUCAUUUAGGUUUUAUACUAUACAGUACUCUUGAGACAGCUUCACUCGCUAAAUAUGUUUUAGUUGAGAAUGUUGUACUGGUACCUUCACAUUUGAUGAUAUUCUUGUUAAGAUAAGUAAUAAUGUUUUGCACUAAUUUUGUUCAGAAUGGGGUAGUGUUGCCUUAUUUAUUCUCAGAAGUUAAUACAAAUGCUUAGUGAGCUUGAUUUAUGAGUUACUAUAGUACAGUAUAUGAUUGCUAUCUAUAACAAAUUCCUGUGCAUCUUUGAAAUGGUAGAGAUUUGUUGCAAAAUAUGUUUUAUGUACAUUAUAUUUUGUAUAUGGUCAAGCAUGGUAAAGUAAAUGAGAAAAAUUAUACUGAUAUAUAUAUAAUUUAUUUAUUUGUAAUAAGCUUCAGUUUUUUUUUAAGAUGUGUAUAAAAUGUGCACGCUACUAUAUUUGUCUAAAAAAAAACAAAAAAAAAGUCCAGUUGUAUAUCUUAUAAAUAUGGAGUAUAUAUAUUAGAAAGACAGUUUAUGGUAGGUUAGAGGGCUGGGAGCACUGCAUCAGUGAAUAUGGAGGACCUCACACCAGCACACCACCACCACCACCGCCACCCACAAGUUUCCCUCUGCACUGUGACUGUGAUACUACUCCGGCAGUGAUCCAUUCUGUACCAGGCACCAGUUGCACUUUGGUUUUCACUGUUAAUGGAUCAGUCAAGUAAUACUUCAACCCACAUUUUAUGCAGCAUGAGGAUUGUACAGUUGUAGACAGAAAUAAUUCAUAUUUAACGUUUGUAAUGAAAUAGUAUCUUAAACGCUAUUAUUUUCUUUAAUUUUAGAUUUUACUCCAAAUUUGGUAUUUAAUUAUAAACUGGAAGUUUAGUGAGUAUGUAAAUUACUACAGUUGAUGUUGUUAGAUAAUCAUUUUGUACAGUACUUUACAUGACCCAUGCUGUUACAGGAUUUGUGACAACUGUGAAUGGUUAAGUGUAACUGUUGCCUCAUUUAAGGAUGUUGACUCCUGUGGACAUCAUGAACAAAGCAUCUGACUUUGUGAAUAUUUUAUUUAAUUCCUUAUUGGUGCACUCGAUGCAAAAUUAUUUUAUACAAGUAGUACACUGUAUUUACCCACAUACAGCUGCAUUCCAACUGUUGGAUGCGUAAAUGGCAGAACAUUAAUGGUGCCUCCCAUGAUGUAAGUCAAGGUAAAGGCAUACUGUAAAUGGCAAGGCUGGCUUCUUGUCAGCUACCUGCAUGCGAACUGCUGUAUUGGGGAGCCAGAACAGAGGGGCACUACCGCACUACCACCACGAGGAACGGAUCUGCCACUAGGUAAAGUUUACCUUUUAAUCCUCCCCUAUAUUUCUAGGCUUUCAUAUUCUGUACAGUUGAUAUAUUUAGUUUUAUUUUACGGGUGUCCAUAUUAAAAGUUUUACAGAACAUGCUUCAUUGCCUCUAUAGGUGAGCAAGAUAAUGAGUGAGUGUUUUGGUCUAACAGUACCAUUGCUUCACGGACACUUUUUAGCCAGACACAAUCUGUACUUCUGUUAAUAAAUAAAUCAUAAGUAAUAAUAUGUAAAAAGAUUCACCUUGAAA